AUGUCCCAAACAUCCUCAAAGCCUUCCAUGAAUGCGGCAAUGGGGGCACAAUUGUUAUUUCCCAAAGAUCAGUCAUACUGGAUUGCAUCUCGCCUCAAUCCUGUCAUCAACGUCGUAGUAAUUGAGUUGCAUGGCAAGUUCUCCGAUGACUUGGAUUACUGGCGAAACAACUCCUACCCAAUUGCCUUCCAAAACCACCACGCCGGCUUCAUCAUCACCGGCCACAAUAUUAAAAUUGACGGAUACGGCACGGGUGGAAUUGACGGUAAUGGAAAUGUGUGGUAUACCGCAGAAAAAGGCAACACCCAGCCGGGACGCCCAAUGCCCUUCGUUUUCUGGAAUGUCUCCAAUGUCAACGUGGACAACUUCUAUAUCAAGGAUCCGCAGUUGUGGAGCUUGAACAUUAUGAACGGGACGAACAUGCGAUUCAACAACAUUCACGCCAAUACAACUGCGGUAGAUGCGCCGUAUGGCGAGAAUUGGGUUCAGAAUAGCGAUGGAUUUGGUAAGAUUGUGAAUGAACUAUGGAUUGAUUUCAGCAAACUAAUGAGGCUUGCAAGAGUUCUGUUUCAUCCGUGUCCUGCUCGGAAGUACACCCGUGCUAUAAUAUUGACAUUGACAAUGUGGUGCUGGAUCCGGAGAAUUCCACGACGGCAGGGACUGGAUCCUGCCAGUAUACGGCGAAUGGUGCUUUCGGCCCUUUUUUUGAACCCAUGUUUCUUCCCUCCCCGAAUCUCCAUCGAAAUGUCCCUAAGUCCGAAACCAGACAUAUUCACCUAUGCUGACUUUGACCUUCAAGCUCUGUGCCGUCAAGCGAGCGCGCUGCGACAGGGUGUUCCAUGUGCUUGUGAUCCAGAUCAACGUCCGGCCUCAGGAAGUUUUAACUGGGCUAUAUUUAUUUCAUUUGAAGACCGGGUACGAUGGGUCUUUCGAUCCCCGCACGAUAGAACAUUUAUGCCAAUGGAAAUGGGGAAAAAGCUGCUGGCAAGCGAGGCUGCCACAUUGCGAUACAUCAGGGCCCAUGGCGAUAUUCCAGUUCCAGAAGUAUACGACUAUUGUGCUUCAUCCGAUAAUGACAUCGGGAUUCCGUUCAUUUUUAUGAGUGAAGCGCCUGGCUGGCCACUGUCAAAAGUCUGGAAACCAGCCGGUUCUCUUCAACCUGGUCUAGACACCGUCGGCAAGGCCAAAAUUCUCUCCCAACUGGGCUGUAUUACCUGGAAGCUUUCGCAGUUGCGAUUCGAUAAAAUUGGCUCACUCUUUGAAGAAGAUGAGUCCUUCGAUAUCAAGGAAUGUCUCUCACGUGGUCACAUGUUACACGGACGAUAUUCGUUGGAAAUUCCACGGGGACCUUUCACUUCGGAAGCAGAGUUUUAUGACAGCCUUGUUUCUGCGUUAUUGGAGCAUGCAGAGAUUCUGCAGUUAUCACAUCAUUGCUUUGUGGCACCUGUUCCCUCACGGGACGACUAUCAAUCCAGGAAAGAAUAUGAGAGCGCUGUGAACCUAUGGAAUGACUUCGUGACCGUUGGACGCAAGACAGACUCGGCAGUCAACAGACUAGACUACAUAAUUGCAGGAGACGCUCUCCGCGACAUUGUACGGAAACUUGAACUGCCAGCUAUCAAUUCGGGGACUUUUUCGUUGUACCACCCUGAUCUGAGCGUCAAUAACAUAUAUGUUGAUGAUGAUUACAAUAUUACCUGUCUCAUCGACUGGGCAUUCUCAUCAUUCAUUCCUGAAUCUAUGCUGUUAGCGACGCCAGGUUUGCCACAAUACCGCAACGAAAUUAGUUCGGAGUUACAUAUAUCCUUCAUAGAUGGCUUUAUUGCUGCUAUGCCUAGAUCGAUAGGAGAGAGGGAAAUCCACAGAUAUCGCGAAUCACUUGAGCGAGGUCAAGUCUCUUGGAGAUUGAGUCGACUCCUCAACCUGGACUCAAUUGAUGAUUACACUCUCUUUGCUACUGUCUGGCACUUUGCGCGUGGCCUUGAACAGGACCUGGGGCAAUUCUUCUUACAACAGCGGCGUUCGCCUCCCUACAUCGGGCUGUAUAAAGAAGUUCAACAAGAGGAUCAGCCACUUUCGAAAAUUGAAAAGGAUGAAAAAGAUUACUUUCGAAACAAGGAUCUCAGAAACACAAUAGCCAAGAAGCUGACGCUCGUGUCAGAAUGGAAAGCACAGUAUACCGUCAAUCAUCAGCCGAGACUUCGGAAAGACAUGUUUGUCGCUUCUCCCAAGUUAUGGAAGUGGAUCCAACGGUUUGUGCAGGACCGGGAAGACAUGUCUUGA
Messenger RNA from Penicillium cinerascens, 2283 nucleotides. RefSeq names its product putative extracellular exo-polygalacturonase. The transcript is spliced from 4 exons. NCBI's taxonomy places the organism in Eukaryota, Fungi, Ascomycota, Eurotiomycetes, Eurotiales, Aspergillaceae. Gene Ontology annotation, biological process: carbohydrate metabolic process. Gene Ontology annotation, molecular function: polygalacturonase activity. Bases 1 to 2283 code for a protein of 760 amino acids. The record is from RefSeq and is a predicted model, not a curated record.